AUGUCAGACAUACCGCAGUCCAUCAUCACUGCUUUGACAAAGUAUCAAGAUAGACCAUUUAUCUUGUACCUUGAAAAAGAUUUAAUAAAAUUCAUCAAGAAUUCUAUUUUAGGUAACAUCAAACAACCAGAGUAUGUAAUUCAAGCACAAUAUUUGAAAAACUCGUACUAUAGACUAUUGAGCCACCAAUUAUGUCAAUAUUACCAUCUACAGCAUUGGAACAAUCAGUCAAAUGAAAUUGUUGUUACUCCAUCGGAAAAUUUUGAUUAUUCUUCAUUUUUGAUUAAGGUUGAAGAUGAAUCAAGUGAUUUUGUUAAAGUUGCCGAUGUUGCUCAUAAAUAUCAACCUGUUCAUACACCUGAACCACCGCAUCUGAAUGGAUAUAUCCAACAACAGCCGCAUCAUAAUGUAAACCACCACCAACACCUGCACAACAUCUACCACCCACAUCAGCAUCAGCAUCAGCAUCAGCAUCAGCAUCACUCUCAUCUGGAUCGAAUUGACUCAACCAGGGCGACGGGAACACCGUUCAUGUCCAAUCCUCAAUCUUUUAAACCAAAGAUGAUUGUCAAAAAAAUCAUACCUAAGCCAACUACUUCUUCACCACCGAUGGAAGCAAGUGAGAACAACAACAAUGAUAGCAUAGAAAGCCUUUCAAAGUUGAAGAUUGAUGAAAAUGGAUCUAGCAGUGCUCCACCAUCAGAAGGUUCAGAUGUGUCACUCAAUACUACAUCAUCGACAACGAUUGAAAGUCAAAGAGCAUCAAAAGAAGCAUUGUACAAAAAAGUACGAGAGGAGAUAUUUUUGAAAGAGGAUGAAGAUCAAACAGGAGAAGAAGAGGAAACAGUAGAGGGAGAAGAAGGUGAAGAGGAGGAGAAAAAGCAGCUGGAAGAAAUCGUAGAUAAAGGUUUUACAAAAGAGAGACCUACUAGAACAAACUAUCGCAGAAGUCGAGAGUACACCCCUGGAUAUAGCAAAAACCAUUAUUCAGUACCAUACCAAGUACCAAUCCAAAUGCAGUACCCACAAAUGUAUCACCCCCACCACAAUGGAGCAUCACCAGCUAUUCCUCAAGGAAGCACACUUCCAGUUUUGUACAGCCCCUAUUAUCCUACUGUUCAACCACCGCUAGUUCCUCAAGCAUAUGCUCCCCCGUUCCACACUGUACCUUCUUAUGAUAAAGAAACAGAGCGAAGAAUUUUAAACAAUCCAUACAUUAUUUUACCAAGUGAUAUUGACUCUCAUGAUCGAUUCAAGAAUCCAAAGCAUCAACAAUUACACAAGUCCAAAAAGAUGUAUCAAAAUGGUAAUGGAAGUGGUGCCAGCAUAGGGCGAAACAGUAACUACAAAGGCCAAAGACCUACAUAG
Molecule: messenger RNA, 1368 nt
Organism: Lodderomyces orthopsilosis Co 90-125
Lineage: Eukaryota; Fungi; Ascomycota; Pichiomycetes; Serinales; Debaryomycetaceae
Gene: FGR44
Product: Fgr44p
Exons: 1
Coding region: 1-1368 (455 amino acids)
Molecular function (GO): nucleic acid binding
Source: RefSeq, a predicted model, not a curated record